Molecule: messenger RNA, 3270 nt
Organism: Camellia sinensis
Lineage: Eukaryota; Viridiplantae; Streptophyta; Magnoliopsida; Ericales; Theaceae
Source: RefSeq, a predicted model, not a curated record
ACAAAAGAAAUUUGAAGCACCAAUGAUCCAAAUCCUCUUCCAAAAAGUCUUUGAAAGUUUGAACAAUUAAAUGCGAUUUUUGUUCACAAAGUUCAAUGGUAGCAACAACAAAACAUCAACAAAGCAACCAAAGCUGGCUAAAUUCUAUAAGAAAAAUCUAUCCUCUCUCAUGUUUGGUUCUCUUUCUGAAUUCUCCACGACUUCUUCUUCAUCGAGAUUUUCCCUGCCCACCCACUUCGAACCCCAACUCGAAGAAACUGCAGGCCAUGGAAUUCAUUCCCUGUCCCAGCACCCAAACCCGGAGAUCUCGAGUUUUCUCCAGAAGGGUUUCUCAGAAAUCACCCAUGAGAUUGUUGGGAAAGCAUUACAUGGAGUUUGGUUAAAGGGUUCGACCCAUUUAGGCACUUUUUAUAUGAAUACAUUGAUCAACAUGUAUUGCAAGUUUGGAAAAAUCAAACCUGCCCAGUACUUGUUUGAUAGAAUGCCCGAGAGGAAUGGAACUUCUUGGAACACCAUGGUGUCUGGGUAUGUCCGAGUGGGUUUAUACCCAGAUGCAGUUAGUUUGUUUCCCCAAAUGUGCAGUCAAGGAAUUGAGCCAAGUGGGUAUUUGAUUGCCAGUUUGAUGGCUGCAUGCAGUCGGUCAGUGAAUAUGGUUUGUGAAGGAUUUCAAAUUCAUGGUUUUGUACUCAAACUUGGCUUGUUGUGGGAUGUGUUUGUGGGCACUGCGUUGCUGCAUUUUUAUGGCGUAUAUGGGUUUCUUUCUCGUGCUAAGAGGCUUUUCGAGGAGAUGCCGGAAAGAAAUGUAGUUUCUUGGAGUUCAUUGAUGGUUGCAUAUUUGGACAUUGGAGAUUCCAGGGAGGUUUUAAAUAUAUAUCAACAAAUGAGGCACGAAGGGGUUGGUUGUAACCAAAAUACUUUCACAACGAUAUUUAGUUCAUGUGGAUUGCUUGAGGAUGAGUUGCUGGGUCGUCAAAUGCUUGCACAUGUUAUAAAGACUGGAUAUGAGACUAAUGUUUCUGUUGCAAACUCUCUCAUCUCAAUGUUUGGCAGUUUCUGUAGCAUACAAGAUGCCUGCUAUGUCUUUGAUCACAUGAUUGAACGAGACACAAUUUCAUGGAAUUCAAUGGUUUCAGCUUAUGUACAUAAUGUGCUUUUCAAGGAAUCACUUAGUUGUUUUCAUUUGAUGCGUCUUGUUCAUAAUGAAAUAAAUUCAACCACACUUUCCACUCUGUUAUCAGUCUGUGGUACCAAGGAUAAUUUGAAGUGGGGCAGUGGGAUUCAUGGAAUGGUAGUUAAAUUGGGAUUGGAUUCAAAUGUUUGUGUAUGUAACACUCUUCUUACUAUGUACACUGAGGCUGGAAGACCUAAAGAUGCUGAAGAAUUGUUCCAAGAAAUGCCAGAGAGGGACUUAAUAUCAUGGAAUUCCAUAAUGGCUGGCUAUGUUCUGGAUGGGAAGUGCCUAGAUGCCUUAAAAGUGUUGGCUGAAUUGUAUAAGAUGGGAAAAGCAAUGAACUACGUGACAUUUUCUAGUGCGUUGGCUGCAUGCUCGAACCCUGAAUUCCUUGUUGAAGGAAAGAUUGUCCAUGCUCUUGUGAUCACAGUUGGCCUCCAUGACAAUUUGAUUGUUGGCAAUGCACUAGUAACCAUGUAUGGAAAGUGCAGCAUGAUGUGUGAAGCUAAACAGGUUUUCCAAAAAAUGUCUAAGCAAGACUUGGUUACUUGGAAUGCACUUAUUGGUGGGUAUGCUGAAAAUGAAGAACCAGGUGAGGCAGUGAAGUUUUUUAAGUUGAUGAGAGGAGGAUGCAUACCUGUAAACUACAUCACCAUUGUCAAUGUUCUUGGUGCUUUCUCGGCUCCCGCUGCCCUAAUGAUACAUGGAAUGCCACUUCACGCAAAUAUAGUUCUGACCGGUUUUGAGUCAGAUGAUUAUGUGAAGAAUUCCCUUAUCACAAUGUAUGCUAAGUGUGGUGAUCUCAAUUCAAGUAACUAUAUCUUUAGCAGAUUGCUUGACAAGAACCCUGUGACAUGGAAUGCCAUGGUUGCUGCAAAUGCUCACCAUGGUGAUGGGGAAAAUGCUUUAAAACUCUUUAUUGAUAUGCAAAGAGCUGGAGUAGAUUUAGAUCAGUUCAGCUUUUCUGCAGCACUUGCUGCGUCUGCCAACUUGGCUAUUUUGGAUGAAGGGCAACAGCUUCAUGGUCUGGCCACUAAACUUGGAUUUGACUCAUAUUUGUAUGUCACAAACGCUACAAUGGAUAUGUAUGGAAAGUGUGGAGAAAUGGAUGAUGCACUGAAAAUGCUUCCUGAACCAAACAUGAGAUCACGAUUAUCUUGGAACAUAUUAAUUUCCGCUUUUGCCAGACAUGGUUCUUUCCAUAAAGCUAAAGAAACUUUUCAUGAUAUGCUAAGACUAGGAUCGAAGCCUGACCACGUCACCUUUGUCUCUCUUCUAUCUGCUUGUAGUCAUGGUGGUCUUGUGGAUGAGGGCCUUUCAUAUUUUGCUUUGAUGACUAAGGAGUUUGGUGUGCCAGUUGGAAUAGAGCAUUGUGUAUGCAUUAUUGAUCUUCUUGGACGUUCAGGAAGGCUUUCUGAGGCUGAAAAUUUCAUUACAGAAAUGCCCGUGCCACCAAAUGACUUUGUCUGGCGAAGUUUGUUGGCAGCGUGUAGGAUCCAUGGAAAUUUGGUGUUGGGAAGGAAAGCCACUGAGCAUCUUCUCCAUUCCAACCCAUCAGACGAUUCAGCUUAUGUUCUUUAUUCAAAUGUCUGUGCAAAUUCUGGGAAAUGGGACCAUGUAGAGAAUGUCAGGGGACAAAUGCAAUCAUAUCACAUAAAGAAGCAACCGGCUUGUAGUUGGAUCAAGUUGAAAAAUGAAGUGAGUUCGUUUGGCAUUGGAGACCAGUCCCACCCGCAGACUCGGCAGAUACAUGUGAAAUUAGGGGAGCUUAGGAAGAUGAUUACAGAAGCAGGUUAUGUGCCAGACACAACGUUCGCAUUGCAUGACACUGACGAAGAACAAAAGGAGCACAAUCUUUGGAACCACAGCGAGAGACUUGCAUUAGCAUAUGGGUUGAUCAAUGUGCCAGAAGAUUCGAGGCUUAGAAUUUUCAAGAACCUUCGCGUUUGUGGUGAUUGCCAUUCUGUUUUCAAGUUUGUCAGUAAAAUUAUCCAGCGGGAAAUUGUAUUGAGGGAUCCUUACAGGUUUCAUCAUUUUAAUGGUGGGAAGUGCUCUUGUGGCGACUAUUGGUAGUGAAGCCAUUGAUAAGCUUUCUUAUC